Molecule: messenger RNA, 740 nt
Organism: Salpingoeca rosetta
Lineage: Eukaryota; Choanoflagellata; Craspedida; Salpingoecidae
Exons: 7
Coding region: 111-740 (209 amino acids)
Biological process (GO): protein geranylgeranylation; protein farnesylation
Cellular component (GO): CAAX-protein geranylgeranyltransferase complex; protein farnesyltransferase complex; cytoplasm
Molecular function (GO): CAAX-protein geranylgeranyltransferase activity; protein farnesyltransferase activity
Source: RefSeq, a predicted model, not a curated record
CUCUUCAGAAUCCAAGAAGAAGACAAGGCAACAAGCAAGAAGCAAGCUGACAAGCAAGCAGACAGCAAACCCCUUCCCACCAACCAACCCGCGCACGACAAGUCAUAAUCAUGGACGAGGCAGACUGGACGGAUGUGGAGCCUGUGAUGGAGGAGGAAGGGGAGGACGCCGCGUGCACCAUCCUCUACACCGAAGAAUACAAGAGGGCGAUGGGCUACUAUCGAGCACUGUUGAAGAGUGGGGAAGUUUCGCAGCGAGCACUAAACCUCACCACAGAGAUUAUCGCCUACAACCCAGCACACUACAGCGUCUGGCAUUUCCGCAGAAAAGUGUUGCUUGAGCUCGGAGCCGACCUGCACGAAGAGCUCUCGUACUUGGAGGAAGUGAUCCUGGACAAUCCCAAGAACUACCAAGUCUGGCACCAUCGGGAGAAAGUUGUUGAGCAUUUGGGAGACGCAAGCGCGGAGAUGGAGUUUACAAAGGCCUCGCUCAGUGACGACGCAAAGAACUACCACGCAUGGACCUUCAGACAAUGGGCGAUGGAGAAGUACAAUUUGUUUUCAAAGUUGCGAGACGGCGGCCUUGGAUUUGUCGACGAUCUCCUCCAAGCCGCAUUGCACGGAGCAGAGAAGCAACAACAUAUCGACGAAGGCAUCAAGCUGUGCGAGAGGUUGAAGGAAGUGGACAGCGUUCGCUCACGAUAUUGGGACCUCGUCAGCCGCCAACUCUCUUCAUCAUGA